Messenger RNA from Cladocopium goreaui, 1737 nucleotides. The record is from the annotation of a GenBank genome assembly. Lineage: Eukaryota; Dinophyceae; Suessiales; Symbiodiniaceae.
AUGGAAUAUGAUGACUUGCCAGAAAGUGGCAGCUCCAAAAAGCAUGCACGCCCUCUGCCGCUUCUCUCACCACUAAGCCGAACUGGCCUAAGGCCCACGUGGGCAUCCAAUGACCAAUGGCCUUUGACAAGAGCCUUGGAGCCUAUCCUGGCCAGCCGGAGGGUCGCGCAGAAUGUGCCGAACGCGACGAACGUGACAAAUGUGACAGAUGUGACGACAAAUGUGACAAAGACAUUAAAGACACCAAGAAUUCCGUCUGCUCAGCCAUCAGAGCGAAGAGUUGGGCCAGAGGUGCCCCAAGCAAGACAAUGGAAACCAAGCUUGCCAACAUCAAGAGUGGCGGAGCUUCGCAAGAGGCACAAGAGUCCACUCGCAUCUACAUGCUUUGAUGAGCAGGACGAGUCGACACCAUCGGCUGCAUCAGGUGACCAUGCCAUUAGCUUGCAAAGGCUGUCCGACAACAUAUCUCCUUUGACCAUGAAUGAGUUGCUUUACGCACGCAAGUCAGGCAGCCCUAUUGUCUUCAGACACGAGGAACACUGGAAAGCUGUUGAGGAGUAUGACAAGGAUAUGGCAGAUCUAGCCCGAGAAAGGCACGAGUACUGCAGCGUAGUCGCUGCACAAAGCCGCGUCACUGCUGUGAGGUGGAGAGAAGCUCGGCAGCGAGAUCAGAAGCUUUUUGAGCUGCACUAUCACUUCAAGGACCCGACCUUCGCUGGAUCCGUGCUCCCAGAAGCAGCUUUUUACACAUUUGCCGAGAAAAGUGAUCGGCUCCAUACGACCCCCGAGCUCCAGGAUGAAGAUCGAGAUGUGUAUGUCAAGAUGGUCAAGGACGAGACUCCAUAUGAAAAGCAGGAGCGGCUUCGCAAAACCAAGCUGCAAGCAGUGAUGAGAGUUGGUGAAGCCUUGUCAGCGAAGAAGACAUCCCGCAAACUUCAGGACAAGUUGAAGAAGCUGUCCACUAGAGCACACCGGAUGAGGAAGGUUCUUUCGAAAUCAACUUCUUUUUCGGUUGCAGCCAACGAGAAGGAUGACAAGGCAAAAGACUCAAAAGAGUCAGAAGCAUCAGGAACCAGGAAACUUGGCUUGAUGGUCAGAAACGUAUCAGAGGUUAAAUCGGUGAAAGCACAAGGUCCAGGUGCAUGCCUCUAUGCAGGUUCAGUGAGCUUUAUGGCUGGAUUGAAGGAGCAGGUCGUGCAGAUGUCGUGUUUUUCCAAGUACAACAUAAGUGGAACAGGACUUCUUGACCAGGCUGAAGUCAUGGACUCUUUAGAAGGACUUGGUUUAACUCCCAAAAACGAGCUGGAGAGGGAAGAGGUGUCUGGUAUUCUGCUGAACUUUGAAAAGCUACAAUUCACCCUCGAUGAUUACUGCAACGAGGUGGUUCCAACAAUCAGACAGAAAGUGAAGGAGUUAAGACGUCCAAAUUUGGGAAAGCUGUUCAAGAAGUUGGACACAUUCGAGCGGAGCAAGUUGUCUAUCUCAGAGAUCAUGAAGUCCCUUCUCAUUUACGGAUUUGAAGUCUAUGAGGAAGCACUGAAAGCAGCACUCAAAGGCUUCGCGCAAAAGACAGGUCGAAGUGAGAAGCUCCUGUCAGCCGGCCUCGCGACGCUAGAUGAAGAUGCUUUUGCUGAAUUUGUGUGCCUGCAGCAGGAGCUUGCAGAACAAGAGCGCGUCUCUCGCCUAGAAGACCUGGUGAGCAGAUUAGCUCUCUCGGACGAAGAGCAGGAGCUCUAG